AUGGCCAACGAAGCCGCCAAGGCCCUUGAGGCUCUCCAGGUCUCCAAGACCAAGGAGCUCAAGGGAACCGAGAAGCGCGACUUUCUCAUUUCUCUCGAGAAGAAGUACCAGCAGAAAUGGGCCGAGGAGAAGAUCUUCGAGGUCGACGCCCCCUCCACGACCGAGGUCCCCCUGCACUCCAUCACCGCCGAGGAGUUGCGCCAGCAGCAGCCCAAAUGGAUGGGUUGCAUGGCCUUUCCCUACAUGAACGGCCGUCUUCACGCCGGCCACCUGUUCUCCGUGAGCAAGGUCGAGUUCGGUGCCGGUGUCGCCCGUAUGCAAGGAAAGCGUGCUCUGUUCCCCAUGGGAUGGCACGCGACCGGCAUGCCCAUUAAGGCUGUUGCCGACAAGCUGAAGAACGAAGUUGCCAUGUUCGGCCGCGACUUUGAGGGAUACAAGGAGGAGGUCCUCGUCGACGAGAAGCCUGUCGAGGCCAAGGAGGCCCGCGAAGAUAUCACAAAGUUCUCCACCAAGAAGAGCAAGGCGAAUGCCAAGACGAUCAAGGCCAAGUACCAGUUCCAAAUUAUGGAGGCCAUGGGCAUCCCCAGGCAGGAGAUUCAUCUCUUCGCCGAUGCUUCGUACUGGCUCGACUUCUUCCCGCCUCUGGCCCAGGAAGAUCUCACAAGCCUCGGGUUCAGAAUUGACUGGCGCCGAUCGUUCAUCACCACCGAGGCCAACCCUUACUUUGAUGCUUUUGUGCGGUGGCAGAUGAUCCGCCUCAAAGAGUUAAACAAGAUCAAGUUCGGCAAGAGAUACACCAUCUACUCUAUCAAGGAUGGACAACCUUGCAUGGACCACGACCGCGCUGAGGGUGAAGGCGUCGGUGCCCAGGAGUACACGGGACUUAAGAUGAAGGUCCUCGAAUGGGCGCCCAAGGCUGGUGAGGCUCUCAAGUCCAAGCUGCCCGCGGACGCCAACGUCUUCCUCAUCCCGGCCACCCUGCGCCCUGAGACCAUGUACGGCCAGAACGCCGUUUUCGUGUCCCCCAAGAUCACGUACGGUGUCUUCAAGGCUUCGGAGAAGGACUACUACAUCAUGACCCAGCGUGCCGCUCGCAACAUGGCCUACCAGGGUCUUUUCGUCCAGGACGGCGUCGUCGACCAGACCGCCGACAUUGACGGUUCUGCUCUUAUCGGCACCCGUGUCAAUGCUCCCUUCUCUAUCCACAAGGACGGUGUCCGCGUUCUGCCCAUGGAGUCGAUUCUGCCCACGAAAGGAACGGGUGUCGUCACCUCUGUCCCUUCGGACAGUCCUGCCGACUGGGUCAUGACCAUGGAUCUCCGCAAGAAGGCUGCCUACUACGGCAUCGAACAGGAGUGGGCGGAGCUCGAGGUUGUCUCCAUCAUCAACACCCCGUCCGGUGACAUGAUUGCCAAGACUCUGUGCGAGCAGCUGAAGAUUGCCUCGCCCAAGGACACCGUGCAGCUCGAAAAGGCCAAGGAGACGGCCUACAGCGAAGGCUUUUACAAGGGAACCAUGAACAUUGGCGAGUUCAAGGGCGAGCCGGUCGAGACAGCCAAGCCCAAGGUCCGCCAGGCUCUGAUCGACCAAGGUCUUGCCUUUGUCUACUCGGAGCCCGAGCGCAAGGUUGUCAGUCGAUCCGGCGACGACUGCAUCGUCGCGCUGAUGGACCAGUGGUACCUCGACUACGGAGAAGAGUCCUGGAAGAAGACGGCUCUCGACUGGGUCGAAAACGCGGACGGCAAGGGCCUCAACACCUUCAGCCACGAGACCAAGAACGCCUUCCAGGGUGUUCUCAACUGGCUCAACCAGUGGGCGUGCGCGAGAUCGUACGGUCUCGGAUCCAAGCUGCCUUGGGACCCUCAGUUCCUCGUCGAGUCGCUGAGCGACAGUACCAUUUACAUGGCGUACUACACCAUCGCCCCCUACCUCCACAAGGACAUCUUUGGUCGGGAGAAGGGCACCGGCGACAUCGGCCCCGAGCAGAUGAUUGACGAGGUGUGGGACUACGUCUUCUGCCGUCGUGAGCUCGACGACAAGAUCGUGUCCGAGUCCAAGAUCUCCAAGGAGACCCUGGAGAGCAUGCGUCGCUCGUUCGAAUACUUCUACCCCCUGGACCUUCGCAGCUCCGGCAAGGAUCUCAUCGGCAACCACUUGACCUUCUUCCUCUACAUCCAUCUCGCCAUCUUCAAACCCGAGUAUUGGCCUCGAGGCAUCCGCACCAACGGCCAUCUCAUGCUCAACGGCGAGAAGAUGAGCAAGUCGACCGGUAACUUCAUGACCCUGCAGGACGUCGCCCGCAAAUUCGGUGCCGAUGCCGCCCGUAUUGGUCUCGCCGACGCUGGCGACACGAACGGCGACAGCAACUUUGAGGAGGACGUCGCCAACCAAGCCAUCCUGCGUCUGCACACUCUUAGAGGUACGUUUUACACAACACACCGAAUGGGGAAGCAUGGACUAAUAGUAGCAGAAUGGUGUGAGGAUGCUGUCAAGAACAAGAGCGAGCUUCGCAUGGGCGAGUGGAACUUCUUUGACAAGGUCUUCAACAACGAAAUGAACGUCAUUGCCAAGGAGGCCAUCCAGCAAUACACCGACACGUCUUACAAGCUGGCUCUCAAGGCCGCUUUCUACGACUUCAACAACGCCCUCUCUUUCUACCGCGAGAGCAGCGCGACGGCCAAGAUGCACCACGACCUGGUGCUCCGGUACAUCGAGCUCCAGAGUCUCCUCAUCGCCGUCAUCGCGCCUCACUGGGCCGAGUCGGUGUGGGUGGAGAUCCUCGGCAAGCCGACGUCGAUCCAGCAGGCGACGUUCCCUGAGAUCCCCGAGACGGACGCGGCGCUCACAGCGGCGAGGAAGUACAUCUCGGUGACGGCGUCCAACGUCAACUCGGCCGAGUCCCUGCAGCUCAAGAAGAAGGCCAAGGGCAAGGAGACGUCAUUCGACCCCAAGAAGCCCAAGGCGCUCACCAUCUUCAUGAGCGAGAAGUUCCCGCAGUGGCAGCAGGCGUACAUCGACCUUCUCAAGGAGAUGUGGAACCCCGAGACCAACUCGGUGGACGACAAGGCGCUCAACGGCAAGAUCGCCAAGAUGGGGGAGAUGAAGAAGGCGAUGCCGUUCGUGCAGGGUCUCAAGAGGCGUCUCCAGUUGGGCGAGCCGGCGAGUGCGGUGCUGGAGCGCAAGCUGGCGUUUGACGAGAAGGCGGUACUCGUGGACAUGAUUGACGGCCUCAAGCGCAGCGCCAACCUCGUCGAGGUCAAGAUCAUUGCGGUGGAGGAGGGCAGCAAGAAGGGUACGGACCUCGUCAGCGGGGCCGUGGAGGAGAACUUGCCGCCCAACGCCGAGGGUGCGGUGCCGGGAGCGCCCAACUUCCUGUUUGCCAAUGUGGAGUCGUCAUGA
Messenger RNA from Colletotrichum higginsianum IMI 349063, 3399 nucleotides. Its product is annotated as Leucyl-tRNA synthetase. Gene Ontology annotation, biological process: leucyl-tRNA aminoacylation. Gene Ontology annotation, molecular function: leucine-tRNA ligase activity; ATP binding; aminoacyl-tRNA deacylase activity. Lineage: Eukaryota; Fungi; Ascomycota; Sordariomycetes; Glomerellales; Glomerellaceae. The transcript has 11 exons. The record is from RefSeq and is a predicted model, not a curated record. Bases 1 to 3399 code for a protein of 1132 amino acids.